GUUCGGCACGGCACGGCACGGCUCGGCACGGCUCGGCACGGCCGGCAGGCAGCGCGCUCCCGCAGCCGCAGGGCUCGCUCUCCCUCUCGGAAUCUUGGAUAGAGCUGGGAUUAAUUCGAGCUCUCUUGCCUGAAAGAGAUGUUCCGUUUAAAAUUCCCAAUCCCGAAGGCAUAUUGGAGUUUGGUUCUAGGGAUGGCACCCACAGAGCCCGAGGCCGCCCCGGCCCGCCGGUGAGGUGCCCCCAGCAGCCCCCCUGAGCCCCCAGGCCAGAGCACCAUGAACAAGCUGCCCUUCCACAACAACAGAGUCAUGCAGGACCGGCGCAGCGUGUGCAUCUUCCUCCCCAACGACGACUCCCUCAACAUCAUCAUCAACGUGAAGAUUUUGUGCCAAGAGCUGCUGGUGCAGGUGUGUGACCUCCUGAGGCUGAAGGAUUGUCACCUCUUCGGGCUCAGCGUCAUCCAGAACAAUGAGCAUGUGUACAUGGACCUGGCCCAGAAGCUCUACAAGUACUGCCCCAAGGAGUGGAAGAAGGAGGCCAGCAAGGGCAUCGACCAGUUUGGCCCCCCCAUGAUCAUCCACUUCCGAGUGCAGUACUACGUGGAGAACGGGCGGCUCAUCAGGUACGGAGUGCCUUGGAGUGGCUGGGAUCCUCCUGGCAUGGCUGGGCACCUCCUGGGGUGGCCGUGCCCUUCCUGGCAUGGCUGUGCCCUUCCAGGAGUGGCUGGGAUCCUCCUGGG
Molecule: messenger RNA, 740 nt
Organism: Zonotrichia albicollis (white-throated sparrow)
Lineage: Eukaryota; Metazoa; Chordata; Aves; Passeriformes; Passerellidae
Source: RefSeq, a predicted model, not a curated record